AUGUAUCAUCAAAAUUCCUCUGAUCACCUGCGCCUCGCGAAUCAGCCCGGAAACGUAGACCAGGAUUCACAACAUGGAUACAUGAACCGCAGCAGCGAGGAGCAGUCAAACCUCAACCACAUUCACAACCACAACCACACCCAAAAUCAGCAUCAUAAUCAAUAUCAUAAUCAAAGUAGCAUCAGCGGCAACCAAAGCCAAGAUGCUCACCCACAUGACAACAAUAACAAUAACAUUCAGACACUGUAUUCCCGGAAUCCAAAUCAACAUGAAAAUGCAUUUGGAACUCAGCAGCAUGCAAAUGAUCAAAGUCUCGAUAUACCAUUCUAUUUCAACCGAAGUUCACAACAAUCUAAACAGAACAACGUUCUAGCGAAAGGGUUGUUCCAAAACAAUUUCAAUUCACACAAUGGCACUAUCUCUGCUCCUGCAACCACUGAGAUGAGUGAUGAUUACUUCUCUUUUGUUGGCCUGGAACCUCUUCAAGAAAGAGAAAACGAGGAUGCGAGGUUCGAUUUUCAAAAUGGGGAAUAUUCACAAGCUGCACCCCAAACUCAAUAUGGAUUCUUUAACCAGAACCAGAAUCAGAACCAGAACCAAAAUUCAGUUCCUUUUUUUGGGUCAGCAAAUGGGGACAAGAAUGCAUUGAGUUCCCAGCCCCAAAUUCCACACAACCUCACCAGAAGCGCGUCUUCGCACGUUCCUUCUCGAACAGCUCGCAGAAGAACGUUUUCUGCACAGAGGCCACACCUCAAAUCAAAUCUUUCCAUGUCUUAUAGCGGUUUUGUGAAUCAAGAUGUCGCAGUGAUGAGUCCCGAAACUAGUAACAACAAUAGCGACGAUGCAAAAAAUAACAAUUAUUCUACAGAUUCUUAUGAACAAGCGUCAAGAAAAAAGAACCGCAAUCCAGGUUUCCGAAUUAAACUCGAUGAUCUAGGUCCCAAGAGCAAAAAGUCAAUGGGACCAAGCACUGGUGGUAGCGUAGGACAUUCCGGAAAUAUGUACGUCAGUCCUGGCGCGAGUCAGAGAAGUGAAAGCGUUCAAAAUACCCCAUCAAUGAGAACAGGCUUCAAAAGCCCAAUACUGGAAAACUUUCAAGUCUACAGCAGUCAUGACAUGUACGGCGGAGAGCUGAUCCUGGCAAUGAGUGCCAGUGCAAAAUUGGAUUUUGGCCAAGAGACUGUCACACCACUAAUGUAUCCUCCUCAAACCGAUAAUCGUGAUUACUUUGGCGAGUAUAGUGAGAUCAGCGCCCCAGGCAAGACUGACUCAUUGCAAAUGUCACAUGAAGCAAUGUACAACUCUUCGAAAAUUGAAAACCACACGGGGUCAUUAUCUACCCAUCUAAAUGCUGGGUACAACGAAUAUGCAAAUUUGAACGACUUUCAAUCUCUGCUUUCAAAGCGCAGCUAUGAUCAGUCUUCCAAUCGCGAUGAAUUCUAUUACGAAAAUGCAAACUCUGAUGAUCACAAGGUAGAGGCUCAAUUCACUCCAGUGGGCUUUGAUGGCUUUUCUGCGACAAAUAUGGCAAGCAGGGAAAACGAAAUGGAGUUUCAAACAUACAAUCAAGGAGAUAAUUCUUUGAAUUACUAUAAUACAAGGAACAUGCUGUAUGGGGAUGGGCAAGAACAGGCCGAGGACGAAAUGUCGUCGCUGCAUGAGCCGAAAUUACAAUACAAAACUCACACUAGUGGACUGAGUCAAAAGAAACUUCUGUCUCCAUUUCGCAAUGAAUUUGAAUUGAACUAUGAGACGUUUAAUGGCAAGAGUGAAGAAGAAUGGCAAGUUUUUCAGAGUGAUGGUACAAAGGGAAACACCAAGGCUAACCCCAAGCCAAAGCUGAAAAAAACAAAGGAGCAGAGCCUGCCUCAAGAAGAUGGUGAUGAUUCAGUUGGCGCAGCCGUCACCAAGAAAAAAGCUGUAAAGGGCACUAUGUGUACCAUAUGUGACAAGUUCAUCUCUCGUGACUAUUCUCGCCACAUGCGUAUUCAUGACCAAUCUGGUAGAUUUCAGUGUGUGUUUCCAGCAGGAUUUUGCAAUCAUAAAUCUAGAAAGUUCAAUCGACCAUAUGAUUACAAAAAGCAUUUGCUCAAUGUGCAUUUCAAAUUUAACGAUUCCAAGGUCAAAUUGGAACCAAAUCUCACAGAAAAGCUUCAUGUGGAGGGUAAAUGUACUGCUUGUGGAGCGAGUUUUGUGGCAUCUGAAUGGCUUGAUGACCAUAUUAUGUCUGAAGAUUUCGACAAAAGAUGUCACAAAUUGCAGGAAAUGAUGACGCAACCACUUAAUGACGUGUUUGCGGGUAGAAGCGGUUAA
Australozyma saopauloensis is the source of this 2313-nucleotide messenger RNA. RefSeq lists its product as uncharacterized. The transcript has a single exon. The coding region runs from base 1 to 2313 and encodes 770 amino acids. The record is from RefSeq and is a predicted model, not a curated record. Lineage: Eukaryota; Fungi; Ascomycota; Pichiomycetes; Serinales; Metschnikowiaceae.